Mytilinidion resinicola is the source of this 1768-nucleotide messenger RNA. RefSeq lists its product as uncharacterized. The coding region runs from base 258 to 1583 and encodes 441 amino acids. The transcript is spliced from 2 exons. NCBI's taxonomy places the organism in Eukaryota, Fungi, Ascomycota, Dothideomycetes, Mytilinidiales, Mytilinidiaceae. The record is from RefSeq and is a predicted model, not a curated record.
CCUGGAACAAAAAGUGGCAGUCACAAAUCUGUGAAUUUAUUCUACAAUUAGAUUCACUUUAGCAACACACUCCCUCUAGGCUUUUGUGCGCUUGCUUAGCACCAUCUAAUAUCUACGGGUACGUGAUCAGAAAUUGCCACUUUACGUUCAAGGGAGACUGGCAAGAAGGACAGAAAGACGAAUGUCACUACAGUCGGUUACGAUUCACUGAUCCACGGAAGCGUGGCCGCGCCGCCUCCCUACCCUACUUCACUACAAUGCCGGCGGAGGGUUUCGACGACGAGUAUGUUGUUGGUCGGCUGAAGAGCGAUGCGGCGGCCAGCGCAAAGAAAUACGAGUUAGUAGGGCUUGAAGCUUACAUGCCUAAGAGUAGACCUACGAUGGGCGCACCAAAGCCGAAUACCAGGUUUCUAAGGAACAUUAUACGUGAGACGGAUAGCCACAAUGCGGCACUGUUGGCGAAAGAAGCAGAAGAUGCGAAGAAUAGGCUAAAGGCGUUGCGCCACCAGAAGGAGGGGAGGUUGUCCCCGUAUGUGAGCGACCUGCGCGGUGCCCGGGGCGACAGGGAAUCUCAGCGACCUUCGAAGAGAAGGCGGGACGAUGAGGGCGAGGACAAGAAGGAGCAUCGCAGAGAGAGACGAUCUGAAGAGUCCGGUCGACCUAGGGACAGAAGAGACAGGUCCGAGGAUCGAUACCGGCGGCAUGCAAGUUCAAAAGAUGAGGAAACGAGGAACACCAACUCUCGGCGUGGAGAUAGGCAGAGGGAGAAGGGCGACACGCCCGCGAGCGAAGAGGACGAAGAGAUGGGAGAGUCCUCAAAGCGCUCACGCCGCCACGACCGGAGCCGGGACCGAAGGCGAAGACACCGAAGCAGAAGCGAGUCGGAGGACAGAAGCGCCCGGAAUGAGCAAGAUUCUCGUCGCGACCUUAGGCACCGAAGGUCUUAUUCUCCUCAAUCUCCCUCUCGUUCGAGGUCACCAAAGAAGUCGGAACGACGCCACAACCCUACUCGGUCAAAAUCACACAAAUCCAGUCAGACGCCACGAGGUCCUACUCCCUCCGAACGGACACGCUCUGCAAGCCCUCAUACGAAGCAUGCUGGUCGGAAAUCCCACUCUAGCAAGCAUCGAGCCAGAAAACACCAAUCUCCUUCAGUGGCAUCAGCCUCCGACCCCCUGGAGGCAAUAGUAGGACCUGCUCCUCCACCCCCACCACCGAAGGUUCGACUGCGUGGUCGUGGCGCCUUCAGGGCUGCUUCGGCUAUGGACGAGCACUUCUCUGCAUCUUAUGACCCUACUGCCGAUGUGCAGGUCAACUCCGACGUGGAGGGUGAUUGGGACGAGGCGCUGGAGGCCAUGAGGGACCGGCAGAAGUGGAAGCAGCAGGGUGCAGACCGUCUUCGUGCUGCUGGUUUCACGGACGCGAUGGUCAAGAAAUGGGAGAACGGCGGGGAAAAGACAGAGGAAGACGUCGUGUGGGCUAAGAAGGGUGAGGGGAGGGAGUGGGAUCGCGGGAAGGUAGUUGGCGACGAUGGUGUUGUGGAUGUCCAGGCAGAAUGGGGCAGGCUUAAGGAUAUUUAUUGAACAUUGGACUGUGAUGGAGUAGACUUGAGGAUCAUUAUUACAUACUCUAGUAUAAUGGGUCGUGUUGCAGAGCUGGUAUGCAUAUCAUUAUCGUAGCAUAUAGAGUCUAGUCUAAGGGGUGUCCGGUGACAUGUCUUUGCGAAUAUAAAGUAGAGAGGAAGCUAUGUGAGCUUCUCGUAUCCCCG